GAAGCUUACUUAACAUUUCUUCUCGCACGCGCGUUUCGUCCUCGGAUGUUCGUCUCGAGCGUACAGUCCAUUAUAUAAGUGUUAAUAGCCGAUGUGGACGCAUUGUCAAUUUUUCGAAAGAAUAAAAUAGCGCGCCGACGGUUCUCAAUCUCAGUGUGCACAUGGUACCACAAAAGCCCCCGCGAUUUAAUUUUGCCAGUUCCAUUUGCACGUAUAUGGCGUGAGUGUGUACGUAUCUCUCUUCACUUGGCUCUUUGCUUGGCACUUUGCUUGGCUCUGUAGUAAAAAUUUCUCCCGACUGACAUUUCAUCCAGCUUUCGCUUAGGCAUUAACAAUGAUGGUCUGAACUUUGUUGAUUAAUAAAAGAUUUUAAGGAAAAAUGGUGUCUAUUAUCAAAAACCAGUUGUUGAAACAUCUGUCAAGAUUUACAAAAAACUUAUCAGCUGACAAAAUUAAUUUGAGCACAUUUAAAGGGGAAGGUGAGCUAACAAAUCUUGAACUAGAUGAAACUGUAUUAACCGACUUAUUGGAAUUACCGUCAUGGUUGAGAUUGACCAGUGCAUGGUGCAACAAAGUUACUUUUCGUAUUCAAUGGACCAAGUUAAAAAAUGUUCCUAUAUUUUUGAGUUUGGAUGAAGUUCAUAUAGAAGUUGAAACUUGCGAAGAUUUAAGGGAUGUAUCUUCCUCGCAAGGUUUAUCUUCUAACACAGGACCUACAAAAUAUUCUUAUAUUCACAAAAUUAUCGAUGGCAUAACUGUAUCUGUGAAUACUGUUAGAGUUACUUUUAAGAGUCCUGCAUUUAUCGCUAAAGUUCAGAUGUCUCGCAUAAUAGUUGAAUCAAAGUCACCAACGUGGCAACGAUGUGAUUUGAGAACAACAAGAGUAAAAGAUCCCGAUAGGGGUCAGUUAUUAAUUUUUAAGGAAUUGGAAUGGCAAACUGUAAGAAUAGAAGCACAAAGUACUAAUGAUAAUGAUAUUUCACCUCUUCGUCUUCUUACAAAUCAAGCAAGAUGUAGAGUAACUAUUAAAAAACGACUGUCUGACUGUUUUGUUAUGGGAUCUCGAUUGGUUAUUAUACUUGAUGAUCUUUUGUGGGUUCUAACCGAUUCUCAACUAAAAGCUGCUUUACACUUCAUUGAUUCUCUUGGGGGGCUAAUUGAACGAUCAACAAUUUUAGAGAGAAAAACGAAGGCUGCUAGAAAAUUAGAGGUACUACCAGAAUAUCAAGCCCAAGUUUCUCAACAAAGUAGAAGCAAAAGCCAAAGUAAUACAGUCAUUGCAAAAAUAUUUAGUAAGUACGACGUUGUGGAAACGUCAUAUCAUUUCCUUUCUCAGAGAAUAGAUUUGCAUCUUUGCGAUGAUAUGGGAUCUGGCCGAUCGGUACAUCCUGAAUUAAAAGAAGGUGGUGCACUGCAAAUAUCGUUAAUUAAGUUUCAAGUGGACUAUUAUCCGUAUCAUUUAGCUUUAGCGGAUAGGAAGCAUUGGGCUGUGUAUAAAGAGAAUACUAUACCACAUGGUCAAUGGUUACAACAGUCUCUUAAUGCCUUUCGAGGUCAAUUUAUGGAUCUUAUUGAUUCUGGAAGAACUCAAAAUUCUCCAUUAACAAAAAUUGAGGGCAAUGUUGGAGCUGGAAACUUCAAAGAAUCUGACAAGAUAUUUAAUAAUCAAAAUCAAAAUUCAGAUUCUCAAGAGCAAAAGAAAUCAAUGCAAUAUCCUAGUGGAAAUCCUGUAAAAAAUUACGUUUUAGAGCAAUUAGCAAAAUUGAUGACAACAUGCAUUGUUAUUAGAAUAGAUGACUUCACUUUAUACAAAGUAACAACAUCAUCUAGAAAAGUGAUUCCAAAAGAGUUCAUAAGAGGUGAUAGAGAAAGAUUCUGCUUACCAGAGAACGUGAAUAUACUUCAUGCCGAGUUUACUUAUUACUAUUAUCCUGGAGAUCUUAAUUUUCCAUUACCACCUCCAAAAUUUUAUGUACAACUUAACCCCAUUCAGAUAAACUUUGAUGUCUGCUCUUGUCUUUGGUUCAAUUCAUUCCUUCUCAACUUAUAUCAUUCACUUUUGAAUAAUAACAGCAAUAUGGCAAGCGCCUCUUCCAACUUCAUGUAUUUUGAUGUGAAAAUCGAAGCAAUAUUGCCAAGAAUAAUUUUUGAAAGUCUCGAAGACUAUCCUAAUCAAAAGGAUAGACCAAAGUCUUUGCAUAUGCAAACGUCGAGAGCAACUAUAACAAAUGUAAGAUCAUCCGAAAGUUCAUCAAGAGCUGAUUUAGCACAAUGCCUUAAUGCUUUCCAAAUGGGUCAAAUGUUUUUUGGCUCUGAAUUUCCUAACAAAAGUGGAGAUUUUCACGUAAUUACGAACAAAUUCUUCGAACAUUGUGCUGGAACGGAUUGUAUUAGAUCUCUUCCACCGAAUUUCUCGAGUAAUUCCAUUAAUGAAAUGGUCCGUCAAUUGACUAGAGAGCUUCUUUGGACCGAAGCGAAGGACGUUUGGUGUUGUAAUAUGGAACCGGUUUGGGGCGACUUUUUUGGAGCUCGAGCAGUUGGGUCGAAUCGUCCAGUACCCUUUCUCGACGCUUUUCCCCUAACGCUUUGGGUUCACAUGAAUAACUCCAAGUCAGAAAACUCAUCGGAUACCGCAAAUAUUCACGGCCUUGCUUAUAUCAGUAAUUUAAUUAGUGUACAAAUCAAUCAUUACCAAUAUUUGUUUCUACUGAGGCUGUUCGAAUUGGUUUCUGAGCUUUCGACGUACAUGUCCAUCGACUCGAAUAAAAUCUUAAAAGUUGAAUCUGGAGGUUCCUUGAUUAUCGGAGCUUUGAUUCCCCAAAUUGAAGUUACUUUCAUCAUGCCAUCUCAAACUCCUGGCAAAGAAAACUCCGGGGCCGAUCUCGAAUCCAUAGUGCCUGACAGUUCAAGUAUAAUCGACGAUAUUGGAGGUUCAUCCAACUUCUGUCAACAUACAAUAACUGCGCGUAUGGAGUAUAGCAACAAACGAAAUAAUACGAGCAAUGAUGCUGUAACAUUUCAGGACGACAUCACUCCCAUAAAUUCGAUGGAUUUCACUGAUUUUUCCGGCAACGCUGCCCAUCAGAAUAUUCUUAUCUUUAAGCAACAGAACGGCUCCGAGCGGGACGAGCAGAAAGUAAUACCUUCUAGUGCGAUGGAAAAGUCAUGGCCGAGGAAGACGUUGGAGGAGAAGCCAAAGCUUGCUAAGGCCGAUUCAGUGUCCGGCAUCAUUCCAAAUAACUUUAAUGUCAAUCUGUCUUCUAUGAAGAAGGGUUUUAGCAACCUUAUGACAUCGUUGGAUUCGGCUUUAAAACCAUCGCCCGAUGAUGCUAGUGACACAAUUUCAAUGCAAAGUGACGUAAGCUCGGAUAGUGAAAACGACAUUGUUGUAUCCUUCGAGGAUCAUGAAAAAAUGGAUGCGGUUUUUAAUGUUGAUAAUUCGAUUAUCGCUGUUGAAGAAGCGAGCGAAGUCGUGGAAGAGACUCCUGAUACACAAAGCGAAAAAUCAAUGGACAGCGUAUGUAAAAGGAAAGAUCUGGUGUCGAUGACGACCUUCAAAUUAUCAAAAGUUGAAGUGAUACAGCAAUCACUUGGAUUUUCUUCGGCAAUUAAAAUUCAAGUUUGUAACGUAGACAAUGAAGAAUGUUCAUCUAUACCAUGGGAUGAAUUUCAGACAAAAUUCACAUCCCGAUCAAGAGGUUGGGUAGAGCUUCCGUCUGAUUCAGACUGUAGAUCGCGUAUCAAGUUGCGUUUGGAUCAUUGUCUGAGAAAUCAAGAAGAUAUGAAAAAUCUUUCAGAAAUAAGUCAAAUUAUAAGUAGUGGUGGCGAUAUUCUAUCUUUACAGGAUCCGAAUAAAGUCACUGAUACCGAUCAUAUUGCCAACAGUAUUAAUUUCGAUAAUAAAGAAGUUAUAUUAAAUCUUUUUGAGGAUAAAAUUGAGGUGAAAGUUGCUAAUAUACCAUUCACUAUUGCAAUGAGCUCAGUCACGGGCUUAAGCGACUUAAUUGAGGAUGAAAUUAUACAUAAACCAAUACCAUUGGAGAUAUUGAUAGAAAAUAUAACAUUGCAUCUAAAUGAAGAUCGGCCGCCUAAUAAUAUAACAUCACCUGGACCGAUUCCAAUAGAUCUAAAUAUUUCCAAGCUUAAAAUAACGAGAAAUAUCUCCAGAGUUUUUCAUAUAGAACCCGUUGUAAAUGCAUUGAAAGAAAGCAAAGAUAGGGCUGCGACUUUUAACGAAGACAUUACUCAACAUAUCAAGCUUAUGGAACAAGAGAUGAGUAUUUUGAAAGAAAUGAAUCAACAGCUGCAGUCAGAUAACGAGGAACUACGUCGAAGAUUCGUAACUAUGGAACGUUUGUCAGAAGAAAAUUCGAAGCUUCGAAGAACCAAGGAAGAACUUCGGUCUUCGUUGAAUGUAGCGCAAGAAGACAUAUCAGUCUUAUUGAAAGAAAAAAAAAUAUUGCAGGGAUCUGUAAUUGAUCUGCAGACUCAGUUAAGUAGUAACACUGGAUUUGGUACUAGUAAUAGAGGUUCCAUGUGGUUAAAUAAAAGAUAGCAUACUAGUUGCUUCGACUGCUCUACUUGUUGUAGUUCAAGUAAAUCGUAACGGAUUGUAUUUCUUCAUAAGAACAUAUAUUUAAAAAAUGUGUCUUUGAAGUUAAAAAAAAAAUGAAGUUCAGAUAGUAUCCAAAAAAGAAUUUACGAGAGUUCAUAAUGAAUAAACUUUUAUUAUUUCCUAAUGGAAAUACAAGUCAGGAUUCUAAUAUAAUUCAUUACACUAACAUAUGCUAGUAACUGCCAAAAUGGCGGUAUCAUAAUACGUUAUAUAUAUAUAUA
Molecule: messenger RNA, 4836 nt
Organism: Ceratosolen solmsi marchali
Lineage: Eukaryota; Metazoa; Arthropoda; Insecta; Hymenoptera; Agaonidae
Product: UHRF1-binding protein 1-like
Exons: 17
Coding region: 380-4555 (1391 amino acids)
Source: RefSeq, a predicted model, not a curated record